Molecule: messenger RNA, 4342 nt
Organism: Leucoraja erinaceus (little skate)
Lineage: Eukaryota; Metazoa; Chordata; Chondrichthyes; Rajiformes; Rajidae
Gene: gk5
Product: glycerol kinase 5
Exons: 16
Coding region: 533-2113 (526 amino acids)
Biological process (GO): triglyceride metabolic process; glycerol metabolic process; glycerol-3-phosphate biosynthetic process
Cellular component (GO): mitochondrion
Molecular function (GO): glycerol kinase activity
Source: RefSeq, a predicted model, not a curated record
GGGCUGAUGUGUGACGCGGACGUCACAGGCGGGGUGAAUGACCGGCGGAAAGUAGCAAAGCAGCCGAGCUCUCGUUCCGUGCGGGCGGCGCCGGCUCCUGCUCCAGCUCCUGCUCCAAUGGGCUCUCCAGGCGGCAGUCUGCCUCUGCGACAUCUCACAGCCUGCCUCUGAGCAGCCGGCACCAUCUCAGUCGCUGCUGCUGCGGGGAAAGCCGCUGCGAGAAGAAGCAGCAGAAGGAUGCGUAUGUUUAAUUUGCACACACGUGUAACUUCCUGGAAGCCAAGUAUCAGCUGAAGUUACUCGGAGUCGCCGCUUCCUAGUAACCGGGGCGCGCUUGCAUGUUCAACAUCGCCGCCUGAUCCCUUUCCUUCCUUCCUUCCUUCCCUCCCUCGCUCCCUGUGUCUCUCCUGAGGUUAUUUGGUUUUGUUGGGUUGUUGUUUUUCCAUGGUCCGUGCCCUCGCUCUGUGACUCUCGCAGGCGCCUCCCUCCCUCCCUCCCUCCCUCGCCGCCGUUUGGUGCCCACCGCCCAGCUAUGGGUUCUGUCAAAAACGGGUUUCGACGCAACGACACUUACGUCCUGGCCGUCGAUGUUGGAUCCACGUCCAUCAGGUGCUCCAUCUACGACCGAGCCGCCAAGAUCCAAGGCUUCAGCAGUAAACCGAUAGAGAUAUUGUAUCCCAAACCUGGAUGGGUUGAAAUCGAUCCAGAAAUCAUGUUUGAACAGUUUGUUGCUGUAGUGAAAGAGGCAGUGGAAGGUUCACACUUGCAUAUGAAGCAGAUGGUAGCUCUGGGCAUUUCAACACAGAGAGCCACGUUUGUUACUUGGGACAAUAAGACAGGAAAACCAUUUCAUAACUUCAUCUGCUGGCAAGAUCUUCGAGCAGCGGACCUUGUCAGAUCGUGGAACAGCUCUUUGCUACUUUGGUUAGUUCAUAGAUCCAGCGCCAUGCUCCAUUUUCUUUCCCGACAGAAACGCUUCUUGGCUGCGAGUGUGAUCCAGUUCUCCACACAGCACGUGUCCCUACGUUUAGCCUGGGUUCUCCAAAAUAUAAAACAGGUCCAAGAGGCUGUAGCUGAAGAUAGGUGCUACUUUGGCACUAUAGACACAUGGCUGCUGUACAAACUGACAAAAGGUGAUGUAUUUGCAACAGAUUUCUCGAAUGCAAGUACUACGGCAAUCUUUGACCCAUAUCAGUUGUGCUGGAGUACAUUCCUUGCCAAUCUCCUCUCAGUGCCUGUGUCCAUUCUCCCUCCAGUGAAGGAUACCAGCUACAAUUUUGGUAAUACUGACAGAAGUAUAUUUGGAACCACUAUUCCAAUCAUGGCAUUGGCAGCGGAUCAGCAAGCAGCCAUGUUCGGAGAAUGCUGCUUUCAACCAGGAGAUGUAAAGCUCACAAUGGGAACAGGCACCUUUAUGUCCAUCAAUACUGGAACCAAACCCCACACGUCUGUAACAGGACUUUAUCCAUUGAUUGGCUGGAAAAUUGGAUCUGAAGUAACGUAUGUAGCGGAAGGAAAUGCUGCCGAUACGGGCAAAGUGAUCCAGUGGGCACAGAGGAUAGGCUUAUUCACUGAUGUUAAUGAAACAGAAAAGAUGGCACAGGAAGUUCAAAAUUCAGAUGGUGUAUUCUUUGUUCCAUCUUUCAGCGGAUUACAGGCACCUUUAAAUGAUCCGAAUGCAUGUGCGUCAUUUAUGGGACUGAAACCUUCAACAAACAAAAUGCAUCUAGUCCGAGCAAUAUUGGAAUCCAUAGCCUUCAGGAACAAACAACUAUAUGAUACAAUGCUGAGAGAUAUCCGCAUUCCAAUAACAAGUAUCAGAGCAGAUGGUGGUAUAUCCAACAACUAUUUUGUCAUGCAACUCACCACCGAUCUGAUUAUGUGUGAAAUUGAGAAGCCUAGCUGGGUGGAUAUGUCCUGUCGUGGGGCAGCGUUUCUCGCGGGUCUUGCAAUUGGAUACUGGGAAAGCCAAGAAGAUUUGGUGAAGAUGAAAACUGUGGAAAAGAUCUUCAGACCACAAGCUGUGCUGCAUAACUUUAAACCCACAUUAGAGAACUGGGAAUUGGCUGUGAAACGAUCCAUGCACUGGUACAAUAAAACAAAACAGGAGUGAAUUUUUACUUGAAUAAAAGGUAGCACUGAACGAGCUUACUAACGUAAAGGUUCCAAGUACAAACCGUUUCCCUAGACAAGGUUUGCAUCAAGAAAUCUAAAGGGGGGAAAUAUGGAAUUUCUGUAAAUUCCGCAUUCAAUUUUGUUGUAGAAAUUGCUGUGGAAAAGCUUGCCAAUGUAAAACCAAUUGUGCCUGCAACAAUAGGCAAAAAUAUUGAAAUUCAUGUUUCGUUAUUUAUUCCCAGUGCCAUCUGUCAUUGUGUCGAAAUGACUCAUUCAAAAUUGUGAAAUGCAGGGCUAAAUUGGUGAAAACUAUGGGAUUGUGGGGGCUGGAUUGUGGAUCUUUUUCAUGUUGGGACCAUUUGGUGGAGGUCUGGUGUUUUGCCUUUUCUACAUGUCAGCUCCACUUAAUUGUAAUCUCUGUUAUGGAACAAAUAUCAAAACUAUUAGGAGAUUUUUAACUUACCUCUUUGGGCCUGAAGCUAACAUUGCAUUUCUAAUUCCAAUGAUGUCUGUCUGAUUACAACAUUGAUUGCACUUCACUAAUGUAAAGCAUUUGGGACUCGGCAAGAUUCUAGAGAUAGAAAAACAAUUUGUUUUGGACAACAAAUCACAAUCCAUUUGCAGGAAAGGUCUAAGUGCUGAGUAUUUUAAUAUAACAAUAUCUUUGUGAAUCUCAUCCAAAUGAUCUAAUUUACCUUACAUAAGUUUACAGAUUACCAACAUGUGCCUUAUUAAACGUUUCACUAUAAGUGAAGUAGUUCUGCCAAAUGUUUUGUCAAACGGCAGAACAACUUAGAUUAAGCUGAUUAAUUAUCAAAGCGUAAUGUCUUGCCAUAAAACUAUUUGGAAAAGAGUAAAGAAACCUAAUUUCAAUUUUACAUUAUUAUAUUGUAUGUUUUGAAGAAAAAAUCAUGUUUGGAAAAGAUAUGAGAUUUUGAACUGGUUAAGUCAUUUUCAAAUCAGUUGAACUCCAGUAAUGUAAUAGACGGGCAUGUAAAGGGCCUGUCCCACGAGCAUGCGACUGCAUGCGGCAAGCGCGACCAAACCGGAAGCGGGGUCCGCGCGGAGGUCGAGUGCUCCCGUACAAGUUGACAUGAAGUUUGCGCUAGGCGUACGCCGACAAGACGCGUACGGCGUUGAGACGCUGCACAUGCCUGUCGAGACGGUGCGUACGGCCUCAAUGCGGCUGCGGGCUGGCAGGCCGUUGCCACGUGGAAUUGUUGGACAGUCAGUUUCUAGGAGCCCCGCGCGAUGUCGGGACCAGCUCCGCACAACUCCAUACAGCUCCAGUGAUCGAAGUGGGACCGACCCCGUGAGGCUGUACGGCUCAAGCGACCACGUUAGGUCGCGCUUGCCGCAUGCAAUCGCAUGCUCUUGGGACAGGCCCUUAAUGGUAAUGUUCUGACAGUACUCAAUUUUAUGGAUUAAUUAUUGGAGUUAUGAAACUUAUUUGAAGUAGUGACUUAAUUAUCCACACUUGUUCCUGAUACACUAACUGAAAACUAACUGUUAGUCAGUUUGUGGCAAGUGAUCAACAGAAGAUGACUUUCAGUUCUAUAGCAUCAAAUCAUUUUGUGAAAAUUUUUUUUUGCCAUUCCUCCACUUGCACCCCGUAUAACAUUCUAGCUGCAUGCAGCAGCAUUAUAAUACUGUGUAGGAAGGAACUGCAGAUGCUGGUUUAAACUGAAGAUAGACACAAAAAGCUGCAGUAACUCAGCAGGACAGGCAGCUUCUCUGGAGAGAAGGAAUGGGUGACGUUUCGGGUCGAGACCCUUCCUCAGACUUUCAGACUAAAGAAGGGUCUCGACCUGAAACGUCACCCAUUCCUUCUCUACAGAGAUGCUGCCUGUCCCGCUGAGUUACUCCAGCUUUUUGUGUCUAUCUUUAGUAUUAUAAUACUGUUGUUCCUUCAAAGGUUAUGACUUGAACUUCUCAAAUUCCUAUUGAUUGGCAAUUUAUCCUCCCCUUGGAUGACACUUUGUAAACUAAUUCCAACUUAAACUGAAGUUCAGUGGACUCCUGUGGGCCACUCAUGUGCAACUAUUUGAACACAGUUCAAAGCAUCAACCCAGUUGCCUCUGUGGCAGAAAUGUAUUUUUGCUCUUGGGCCACACUGGACCAUACCUUUAAGAAAUAUUAAAUAAUUUGCAGAUGCCUCAAAUGAUCAAAUAAGACAUGUUUAUCGGAGUCGUUGUGCUAUUGUAAGAUUAAAUGGCUCUAACCUCAA